Molecule: messenger RNA, 183 nt
Organism: Melampsora larici-populina 98AG31
Lineage: Eukaryota; Fungi; Basidiomycota; Pucciniomycetes; Pucciniales; Melampsoraceae
Exons: 2
Coding region: 1-183 (60 amino acids)
Source: RefSeq, a predicted model, not a curated record
AUGGCGGAAAGCUUGCCACGAUUAUCAACCACUCUUGAUAUCGAAUACACUGAGGAACACAAUUACCUUGUUUGGCACAAGAACACCUUUGCAGACCCAUCGGAGAUGAUCACAACUGGCCGUAAGACUGUUGAGCACAAAGUUUUUGCGAAGCUUCCAGAUGGAUCCGAAUACAAAGAGUGA